AUGGCGGAACCAUCAGAUUCCAUUGUCGAAGAGAGAGAGGAAUGGAUGGUCUCACCUUUCGGCGGAGGCGAUCGUGCUCCAACUCUUAGAACGGCUCAUUUUCUCAAACCCUCGGUAAGAAGCCCCACGGAGGAGCCGGUGAUUGAGUUUCCUUCGCUCUCCGCCGCUCCAUUGAUGCACAAAUUGAAACCUAACGAGCGGCCAUUGAACGUCCAUUUUCCUGGAUGGAGGGUGCGGCCGAAACUGUGGUUAGAAUGGUUGGAUCAAUUGCAUUCUACCUAUCAUUCUGUGUGGAAACAAGUCGGCAUAUACGAAGCGAUCGUGAAAUUUCGUUACGAAAUUAGAAGAAACGAUGAUGUUAUUUUUGGAAUUGCGGAGAGAUGGAAUCCCAAAGCAAACACGUUCGUUUUCCCUUGGGGUGAAGCAACGAUCACUCUGGAAGAUGUUAUGGUUUUGGGAGGGUACUCUGUUUUGGGGGAAUCUGUUUUUUGCCCUCUUGGAACCCUAAAGUUGAGGGAAGUCGAAGAAAAACUCAUCCAAGCAAGAAUAGAAGUUGGGAGAGGAAGUUGUAGAAAUGCCUCUCUAGUGGCGUGGAUGAAGAUGUUCAAGAACAGUGGGAGCGAAAUCGAGCACGAAGCAUUUCUCGUAGCUUGGUUGUCCGGUUUCGUUCUUCCAAACACGAGUUUGGUUCGAAAGCUGGUUUUCCCCAUCGCUGUUCAUCUGGCAAACGGUAAUCGGAUUGCUCUUGCUCCUCCAGUGUUGGCUGCCAUUUACAGGGAUUUGAGUUUGCUGAGAACAGCAACAAUGGUUUCUGCCCAACGACUUGACAAUUUUAGGGGCGGAGAUUUCAUAUCAACGCUUGUUCUAUGGUCACAGUUACACAGCGACCGAGAAUUUGCUCGUUGGCACAGAGUAAAAUGUGGUAAGAUUCAUGAUGUGAGGAUUGCUGUGGACUUAGCAGGAGAGAAAUUUCUAUGGCGUCCUUACGCCAUACGCGACUGGGCUCCAGAACUCUACCCAGAAAAAGCAAAAUGGGCUGAUCUAGGUAUGGAAGAAGAAGUACAUUCUUUUGCUCGAUUCUUGAGAUCGGAUCCCCGAUUGCUUGGACUUGAUUGCACUGAACUGUAUUCGCCACAUCGAGUCGGAAGACAAUUUGGGUUGGAUCAAGAUCUUCCAGGCUGCGUCUUGAUUUCCAACAAGAACAACACACUCGGGAGUUUGAAGCUGUACAUUCCUCCCAGGCUUUACGAGGCACAAGUUACAGCUCGUUAUUUGGAUUGGUGGAAGAAGUCGAUGUUGGGUGGCAAGAAAAAUCGUACCAACACGCCUCUGAAACUGGAAUCAAGCCCAGUGAAAAUGGAGAUGGAUUAUUCAGAUAGAAACAAUAAUUCCGAUGUUCCACCUGGGUUUCCUCCAAAAUCUUACCCCAAAAUCGACAUUGGCUUUCCACCCAGAAACGAGGCCACUGAGUCUGAGAAUCAGAGUGAUGAACCAAUGGUUGAUGAAACGAUGACAACAGUGUUUCGGAAGAAUGAGGAUGUUGAUGAAGGGAGUUCUUCAGCUCCAGCAGGGGAUGGAGAUGCUUUUGCUCCACAGAACUUGGUGGAAAAAGCUUCAGGUGAGAUGUUGGAGAUGGGCAUGGAAGAUGAGGGAGAAGAAAACAGAAGAUGGGUGUGGGGUGAUGAGGGAAUAAGGUAUGUAAAGGGAGUUACAGAGAUGGAACUUGAAGCUCGUAUUAGUCGGCUGGAGAGUUUGGAUGCUGAAAUACGCGCAGCAAGAUUUGGGAACAUGACCAAUGGAAGCUGCUCUGGUUCUUGA
Momordica charantia (bitter melon) is the source of this 1818-nucleotide messenger RNA. The record is from RefSeq and is a predicted model, not a curated record. NCBI's taxonomy places the organism in Eukaryota, Viridiplantae, Streptophyta, Magnoliopsida, Cucurbitales, Cucurbitaceae.